This is a messenger RNA of Dreissena polymorpha, 2584 nucleotides long. Its product is annotated as probable E3 ubiquitin-protein ligase MID2. The coding region runs from base 103 to 1470 and encodes 455 amino acids. The transcript has 3 exons. The record is from RefSeq and is a predicted model, not a curated record. Gene Ontology annotation, molecular function: zinc ion binding. NCBI's taxonomy places the organism in Eukaryota, Metazoa, Mollusca, Bivalvia, Myida, Dreissenidae.
AUCGAAUAGCUAUCGACCUCCAUAUUUUUGCCGCCAUAUUGGUAGUUUCGUUUUCGCAAGAAUAGUUCAUAUUUAACAGUCGGAUCAACAACUUUUUUAAGCAUGGCUGCAGCUUUAGAGGUAACAGUGAAUAAAGGAUCGGAUGUAGUUUAUGAUUAUGUAUGUUCAGUUUGCGAGGAAAGUAACACUUUGACCGAAGCCAAGUUCAACUGUGAACGCUGUUUUAAGUUCUACUGUGACGGUUGUGUUGACCUACAUAAUCAGUUGUUUAAGACACACGAUGUUACCGGAAGAGAGAAUAAAAACGUAUGGCCGGUUUCUAAGGCAACAAAACAUAUCAUAGAAAAAUGCUCUGCACAUGAAAACGAGAAAUUGAAGAUGUUUUGUGAAGAUCACAGUCAGUUGUGCUGUCAUUUGUGUAUUCUUCAAGGUCACAUAACAUGUCAAAGUGUGGUGCAGAUUGUCGAAAAGUCAAAAGAAAUCAAUCCAAGUGGCGACGUCUCUGUUCUGAUUGGGGAGAUUACAAGACACAUAAAGGAUUUAGACGAAAGGACAAACACAGCGGAAGAAAUGCUCAAGAACCUUCAAGAAUCUUAUCAAAUUGCCCUUGAAGAACUUAAAGCUACCAGGAAGAAAAUUGUUGAUUAUUUAGACGAUCUUGAGAAAAAAACGAUCAAAGAAUUAGAACAACUAUUUAAAAACUUACAAGAGUCCUACAUGUCAGAUAUAGUCAGUUGCAAGAAGGUUAAAAAUGACUUACAAUAUCUCUCAAGUUGCAUUCGAGAUAUCGCUGGCAAGAACGAGCAACUGACAUAUAUCUCCUAUAUUAAAUGUCUCAACAAAAUAAAUGCAUUCGAAAAAGGGCAUCCGCGAACCGAAAAGACUUAUGUUUUAUUCAAACCUAAUACUCAGUUUGAAGAUUUAAUUUCUAAGAGGCCCGGAUUUGGGACUAUUUCUAGCAUAAACUUAAAACAACAAUUAGCCGAUGCAAACGCACUUCUUACUGUGAACAAUUCUUCAAAGCAUAGUGUUCCAAUUGGUUCUUCUUAUGUGACUGGUAUCACUGAGUUACCUAGCGGAGGUUUGCUAAUUACAGAUUAUAGCACACAAAAAGUUACAUUGUUAGACACCAAUAACAAAGUAGCUGACAGCUGUACCCUCUCAAAUGGACCAUGGGCGAUAUGUACCGUGAGUGUCGACGAUGUAGCUAUGACCCUCGGUAACAGUGUGCAGUUCCUUAAAGUACGUAACAACCGCAUUGAAAUGGGAAACGUCUUGCAGCUACAGCACGAAUGUGUUGGCAUUGCUCAUCAUAAUAAUAUGCUGUACAUAACAUCCAAUCAAGCUCUGUAUAGAUACUCACGAGAAGGUGGGCUGCAAAAGAAGUUGUAUGAGGAUACCAAUGGAGUCAAUGCAGUUUUUCAGUGCGCCGUCAGUCCUGAUGGUGAUACAAUCUACGUUACAAACUAAUUGCACCAUAAGCUGCUGACUUUGGACAAACAAGGUACGCUGCUGUCGUCGUUUUCUGAUCCGGAACUACAACCUAUACAUGGAAUAUAUGUGACUGAUGCAGGGCAGGUGAUAGUUAGUGGUUACUUCUCACACUCAAUCCUUCAGAUAUCCAUAGAUGGUAAAAAGAAGCUGGCUACCUUGCUGACAUUUAAUGAUGGUGUGAAGUAUCCUACAUGCGUAUGCGUGUGCAAGCAUAAUGGGUCGAUCAUAGUGGGACAAUGUAGUGAUAACAUUCUGAUGUUUAAAUGCACAUGACUCUAAACCAGAUAGAAUCAAUAAAUCGUAGACAAGAAUAUACCGGUAGUCAUGUUUAGAUAUUAUUGUAUUCAAUGACCGCAUAGGAAGUUAAUUUCCAAAUUUGAGUACUGUAGUUUGAGAGAGUGGGUUUAUCUUUGAGGGUACUUGAGUUGAUCGCAAGCGAAACACUACGAUUUAUUAUAUCAUAGUUUCUAAUUAUUUGAUAUGAAUACGAGUAUAAGUCUUUUAAAGUCUUCGGACAUUACCAACUGUUAGCGUUCAGUUACAAGUAAGCGGACUCAAGCCGCAAGUCAUGUUUUGGUCAUAUAUACUUUUAUUCCUCCAUAUACAAGACACGAAGAGCAAAACACAAUAUAACUAUAUAUAAACAAUGGUUAGAUAGAUACAAAACAUAAACGAUAUAUAUGGAUGUUAAUAUCAACAUCAGCAAAAAAAAGAGAACUUUAUAAAUAAUAUUAUUUAGUAAAACUGUGUUAUGUUACGUAGAAGAGUCUCCAAGUUGUCCCAUCUAGGAGGCAAAAGCGAAAUUUUAGAUAGGGAGCUAGGAGUAUCGUGAUAUCACGAUCAUUAUAUAAAGUUACUUAUAUCCCCAGGAUAUCUGUAGCCUAGCACCGAAACACGAAAUUGCUAGACAGACGAUUCCUGGCUGAAAAAAACAAACUAUUUAAAUGUACUGUAUAUACUAUAUAUGAGUUAAUGUAAUCGCAAUGUAAUCAUUUAGUGAGUCCCCUACUGUAAAAACAUUUUGCAGACUAGUGAUGAAAGUUUUGUAUGAUUAAGGUUGUCAUAGUUUAUAUUAAGAAACAUCCGGAGU